UCGACUGCCUCUUACUUUUACUUUUUAACGACUUGGUCGUCGUUGUCGCCAUCAUCGUCGUCGCCACAGCGAAUCUCCUCCAGAUAUAACGCGCUCGUUACGGUGGCAAACUCUAACGAAUUUUACGGCGAUUAUCAUUGCAAAUCGGUCAGUCGGGAAUAGCACUCAAAAUCAUAACUAUAUGAUUACAAGAAAGUACAAUUUCCUUCUCUUUCUAUCGGGAUAAUUAUUUGCCGUUACCUAUCGAUUCGUGCCGAAUUCCGGAGUAUAUACGAUGAGUAAAUCGUGCCUCAUAUAACGAUAAUGAACUAACAGUGACAGAAAGUGUAUUUAAAAAAAGUUCAUCCCCGUCGAGUCAGAGUAAUCAUCGACGGCAUUGGCAUCCCACUGGACAAUCGGUGAACCGUCGAGAAAUUUUUAAACAAAAUAAAAAUUCGUUGGAAGCUGAUACGAGCGUGGAGUGAAGACUAAACAAUAUUGUUUAUCAGUAGUGCUCUGUGGAGAUAUGUGGCUCAAGAGCCCCAUUCUAAUAUGUUGCGCGGUGGCGUGUGUGCUCGCUAAAGAAGAAACGAAGAAAUUGAAACCCGGACAAGGAUACGUGGACAUUCGAUCAUCUAGUGGUGAGACGAGACCGAUUUCCAUUGAAGAAUUUGUCACAUCCCAUAAAAUACCCGAAGGAGUGAUAAAGUUAAAUGAGAGGGGAGUCGUGGCUGAAGAAGCCGAGCAUGCCAAAGAUGUGAAAACCUUCCAAAAGCUAGAUACGAAAGUUGAAAAAGCUGAUAAUAUUGAUGAUUAUGAGAAAAACAACUCAAAAAGACAAGCACGCAUAGAACUCGAGAAUUUUAGCAGUGCUGGGGUUUUACAAGAAGAUGGGAUUAGAAAACUAGACACUUACAGAGCUAAAGAUGAAGAGGACGACAGAGACUCAUUACUUCCCGGUGUUCAAGUCAGUGAUGAGUAUCCAACGACAAUGAUACCAGUAUUGACUACAGAAAGGGAAUAUCGUUCUUUCGACUUUGCUCCGGUCAAUAUUAUCCGCGAGGAUAACAAGAAUAAUUGGACCCCGUACGCCAAUAGUAAUUUCGAUGAUAUUGGUGAUGUAAGUCUUGUCCCCGCUGGUUCAAAUUCACGUAUCCAGGUGAAAAAAGGGCCUAAUGGGAAAGAUUAUGAGUACGAGUACGUAUAUUACUACUAUGACGAAGAAGAAGAGGAUAAAGCGAGCGCCUCAACGAACAAUCAACAGGAAGGCCCGAGGGGAACUACAACUUCACCGAGGCGUAGUGGGUCCAACAGCAACAGGAGCAAAUAUAAUAACGUUGAAAGGUCAUCGACUGUAGAACCGGCGACCAACGAAGUGAUUCCCAAUAGGAAUAGUAACCGUGGCAGACAAUUGGGAGAAAAUGAAGAUGUAUCUGAAGAAAGGUUACCAACGAAUACCCGUUUCCCACCGAGAUCACUAUCUCGAUCGAACCAUAACACAGGAACAACUGAACCUACCCGCGCCCGUGGCAACCGACCGAGGCCGAGUCUUGAUCUGGUCGACUCCAGCAGUUUCCGAACUCAUCAAGAAGGUCCAGAAUUUCCGCAGAGCUUACCUAAAGGACCCGUGCGAUUCCUAGGUGUAACACCGAACGAGAAUGGUGACGAAAAGCCGGUUACAAGAGUACGCGGGAGACCACAGAGGGUUCAGGAACCUGCCCCAGUCGUCGAAGUAUCGGAAGACAUUGUUCCGGUUACCAGAAGGAGACCAAUCAGUGAAUCACCAGCCGUUGAACUUGAGCUAAACCGAGGACAGCCUCCAAGGCCUCUUCUCCCUGACAGCGCGGAAGAUGAAGAGGAAAAGAUUGAGACGUCGUCAUCUCCUACGCUCAGAGAUUCUGAUAAACCCAAUAGCGACGAUAAACUCCGGGAGCAUCCUCUAGAAUCUACGACGGAAGGGAUAACUGUUGAAACUCCCACAACAGAAUAUUCAUCAGCCAUGGAUAAAGUAGCGCUUGAUCUGUAUGCUUUUCUUCAGCAAGGCCAAAGCAAUCUCGUAGAUGCAGCUGGGGCUGCUGAUGAAAGUAAUGAAAGUUCGACUAUUGAUGUCGAAGAUGUUACGACCGAUGUGCCAACUACGACUGAAGAAGUUAGUCCUACAACAACUGAGGCUACGACUACGACCACAACAGAAGCUACAACAACAACAACGACGACAACUACCACUACCACCGAAGCAACUACGACUACGAGUCAACCGCCUGGCAGAGGAAAGUUCAAGAGACCUGGUCUUUCAGGUGGUGCUGGCUCGAGAAAUCGAUUCAAGCCUAAUGGGAGCGGAAGUGGAACGACGACAACCGAGGCGCCGGCAGAACCAACCACGCGAACUAGGAAUCGAUUCGGAAGUUCCGCCGCGGGUGGUUUCAAGCGGCCGAGGCCAGGCCAAAAGCAGCCAGUUGAGGAAGAAAUACAAAAAGAUUCAACGAGCACUUCAAAUGCUGAGAAGCCAUCUUCAGGACGAAACCGGUACCGAGGUGCAGCGCCCAGGACGUCAGGAACCACCACAUCCGUUCCUUCGACUUUGUCAUCUCCUGCGAAUGGAAAUACCGGCAUUUCACGACCAGGAUUCAACAAACUUAACGUCAAUCGAAGACGUGGAAGACCAUCAACCCCUUUGCCAGCAACGAGCGAAGAGUCUCAAGACACUGGGGAAAAACCACAAAAUGUCCAAACGGACACUGUCCAAGAUGCACCUACGACUCCGAAAUCUUCAGUUAGAGCAAGACUUCCGGGUAUUGGACCACGGCCUGUCAGACCCGGCGCAAGAGUAAAUCUAAGGACAAGACCUGGACAAAGCACGACUUCGACUACAGCUGCACCUGAAGUUUCCGAAGGAUCUAUUGAAGAGCCAGCCGGUGAAGGCACCGAGGAGGAGACACAUGAGGCUCCAGCUGAAACCAAUCCACCAGCUCGUCAAACUACUGCGAAUCCCUUGAAUAAACUGCGCUCGAGGAAUCGGCUCCAAGUUCAACCAAAAUCGACGACUCGUUCACCGGUCGCCGUUUCUCAUAGACGAUCACCCCUUCUGCCGAGACGUAAAACGACAGAAGCCCCAGUGACCGAAACAACCGAGAAUUAUGAGGAUGAAGCAGCACCAGAAACGGUUUCUGAAGUCGAAGCGACAGAAGCAGCACUGCCGGAAACUAGUACCGCUGCUAGCACGAAGCACGAAGAAACCAGAAGUCUCAGUAGUCUUUUGGCACCUAGACGCAGGAUAGCUCCGAGACGUCCCGGACAGCUCAUUUCUCGAGAAUAGAGACCAUCGGUCGAAUAAAACCUUCAUUUCACCACGAGUACUCGAGCAGUAAAUCAUUGAUUAUAUAUCGGGAAAUAAAUACAACUUAGCAAUCCAUCCAGGUACUUGUGAGUGAUGACGUAUUUUGGUAUAAUUCGUCAGCGGUUUAUCGAACUCUUACGAACCUGGCUUGAUCAUUUUUCGAGUAGGACCGGUUAGUUAAUCUUCGGUCCACGACAAAAAAUCAUCAGCCCAAUAGACUGAUUGUGGCGAAUAAUCGAGUUUGCGGUUACUUGAUGAUUAUACCUAUUGAUUUACACAAGAUAAACAUUACUACAAAAUGCCCAAGGAGAGUGCUCCAGUUCUCGAGAACCGAAAAAUAACGUUUUGCGAGAAUCUAUACAGCGAGGUCAUACUGGUCAGGAACGAGGAAACAGGCAAAGAUUGGACCAUUGACUUUCGUAAAUCUGUUGUACAUUUUUUUACUACAAUUUUCUGUAAUCACAAUUCAAUGAAGCGAGAUCGGCUUGCUCUGUAUUGAGAAAUGAAGUAAUUACAUCGUUGCAGCUAAAAGAGAUGCGACGCAGAAACACAAUAUGCGAUUUGAAACCGCGUACACGGUUCAAGUGUUGCCUGACCCAAGGAAGACUGUUAUUGUCUUAGAAAAAGCGAGUUCACGGUGCAUUUGCCUAAAUCAAAGCAUACUGUAACACAUCGUGAAACAAUUAUAAGAAUGGUGACGACAAUAACAAUAAUAUUUAACUAUCAUUCUAUAUUUCAUUAUACAUCGCUUGUGUGAGUUACUUUAUUUAAUAGUCAAUUUCGAUUACACGUUAUCGAGGGACGCAUCAGCGCUUCGACGACAAGUUACUAAACGACGUUUAGCGUAUACAUAUAUGAUUCCAGUAGCCCAACCUGUAAUAAGCGUUACGAUACCUUAACUAUCUUUCUCAGAUCGAAAUGCCCAAGUGCCUGAUGUUAUACUAUUUUUUUUUCUAUUGAUCCGAGAUAUCUAGAAAUUGUGUAAAUAUUUCUAUUAAACGUGUAGUUAAGUUAA
Molecule: messenger RNA, 4331 nt
Organism: Venturia canescens
Lineage: Eukaryota; Metazoa; Arthropoda; Insecta; Hymenoptera; Ichneumonidae
Product: mucin-5AC-like
Exons: 8
Coding region: 506-3295 (929 amino acids)
Source: RefSeq, a predicted model, not a curated record